This is a messenger RNA of Centropristis striata (black sea bass), 1166 nucleotides long. RefSeq lists its product as uncharacterized. The coding region runs from base 1 to 960 and encodes 319 amino acids. Lineage: Eukaryota; Metazoa; Chordata; Actinopteri; Perciformes; Serranidae. Gene Ontology annotation, cellular component: cytoplasm. The record is from RefSeq and is a predicted model, not a curated record. Gene Ontology annotation, molecular function: estradiol 17-beta-dehydrogenase [NAD(P)+] activity. Gene Ontology annotation, biological process: estrogen biosynthetic process. The transcript is spliced from 6 exons.
AUGAGCCAGAAGGUGGUACUCAUCACGGGCUGCUCCUCUGGGAUUGGUCUCGCCUUGGCUGUCCGCAUCGCAAAAGAUGAGAAGAAAAGGUUCAUGGUUUAUGCCACCAUGAGGAACGUGAGUAAGGCCGAGGCGCUGGUCGAGGCAGCCGGUCGGACUCUGGGCCGGACGCUGGAGAUCAAACAGUUGGACGUGUGUGACGAGGUCUCCAUCAAAACCUGUGUGGACAGCCUGCCUGAACGCAGAGUGGACAUUCUUAUCAGUAACGCUGGGAUGGGUCUGAUCGGACCCAUCGAGUGUCAGUCCAUCGAUGAGAUGAGGACCGUCAUGGACACCAACUUCUUCGGCCUCGUGCGUUUGCUGAAGGAGAUCCUGCCGGACAUGAAGAGGAGGAAGAAAGGCCACAUUGUGGUCAUUAGCAGCGUCAUGGGCAUUCAGGGAAUAUUGUUCAAUGACGUCUAUGCAGCAUCCAAGUUUGCAGUGGAAGGCUUCUGUGAAAGCUUAGCAGUACAAGCCCUGAGGUUCAAUCUCAACAUCAGCCUGAUAGAGCCAGGUCCAGUGAUAACAGAGUUUGAGCGUAAAGUCUAUGAUGAAGGCAUGAAGACUGAUCUGAGCAAAGCUGACAAAGUUACUGCUGACAUGUUCACCAACAUCUACUUGAAAAACUACAAUCAAAUCUUUGAAACCUUCGGGCAGACUGCUGACGAUAUAGCAGAGCAUACUCUAAAGAUCAUCACCAUGGAGAAUCCCCCUUUCCGCCAUCAGACAAACGCGGUUUACACCCCGAUGACCACGCUUAAAUACGCCGACCCCAAUGGCGACCUCCCAAUCGACACAUUUUACAAAAUGGUGUUUGAACACGACAAGGUCUUCAACGCCAGUCUGAACUUCAUCAAACUCCUGCGCUGGAGAAGUCGAAAGAGCUUCACGUUGGAUAAAGAUAAAGACAAGAGCAACUAAAUUUUAAAAAAUCCUUUUUAUUCCCAUUUUUGGCAAGCUACCUUCAUUACAGUUUUUCUCAGUCAACUUUGGUGCAUUUCUCACAUCAAUAUUUAGUUUAGUUCAAAAAACAUACAAAAAUAAUUGGAAAAAAAUGAAAUACUACUAAUAUUAACAAUAAUAUAGAAGUAUAUACAUUAAAAUGUGAAAAAAAGAACAUAAAUACA